AUGGACCAUUCAACCGACGAGGCCAACGCAUAUUACAGCGAUGUCUCCGAUGUCGGCCAGCCAGACAAUAACCAUUAUUCAGCUAAACGGUGUGUAAUGCCAUGGUGUGGCUAUUGCGGAUAUGAAUUUAAGACUGGCGACCGUCUUCGGGUUUGGCAUAAACAGGACGAUCUCUUCAUCGUCACUAGGCUUUCUCUCGACGUAAAAUAUAAACCCUCAUGGGAGAUUGAACAGAAACUAUCUCCUGGAGCUGAGGGAUCUUGCCAAAAGCUGGCAUUUUGUGCCUGUGGCCUCUCCGCAAUUUCGCGAUGCAAGUAUUGGUACGACGCUUGUCGGCCAGCAUGCCAUGAAGUAUGCCAUGACCUGAGAAAGGCAACCCAAUACGACUACCCCACGCUAUUUGAUUUUUCUGAGGUCAGGUGGCCUUCGUUUAAGCCCGUUAGAUCCGACAGUUCACGCAGAUGUGCGUUCAUGGAAGAUGAUCUUGUGUCGGUGCUCGGUGGAUCUAUUCCUAAUCUGCCCCGAGAAACACUCAAUCAAAUUGCCGAGUACAAUUUGUACGAGCAUGCCAUCACCCAUCUAGUGACAUCAAUGGGAAACCAGCUGCCGAAGUUUAUUACCCUUGACUUAAGAAAAAAUGUCUGGGUGGAAUACAUUGACUUCGAGGGUCAGAGAUACACCCGAGCACUCUUCAAUGAAACUGACGAAGCUUUUACGACAAUACCUAGUGAGAACAAGGAACUCAUUUUAGAUGCAAACGUGGAUCAUAUUGGAGACACAAUAUUUAUCGAAAUGGCCCCCCUUGGAGUCAGAAGAGUCAUCUUUCCUACCGACUCUCCUAUGCCAGCGAUGGAAGAAGAGCCUGAUAUAUGGUGGAAAGUAAUGCGGUUCCAGGAUGAACCUGCCAUUACAACAGCUACGGAUGGUGUUAAGCUACGCGAACUCAUGUUUCAAUCCGAGCGGAGGGAUGAGAAUUCAGCUUCGAUUCGGGAUGUUUUAUGGCCAACACCAAGCAGUCACCGUCUCUACAAGCUUGUAUCUGAUAUUGCCCAAGAAAGCAGCUUAUAUUCAGAUACUGCCCUACGUCAAAGAUCUCGGCGAAUGGACUCAGUGUGGCUGAAUAGCGCUGGUAUCUAUGGGCUCUCACUCGCUAUUUAUAAUGCUACAGUGAGCCGCCCAAUCAUAACUAUCCAUGUCCACCAUCCAGGUGAAGAUUUCAUCUUCUAUCGAGAGGUAGAGAGAAAGGUAGAAGGUAAUGUAUCAUGGCUCUAUAUCCCGCUGGGCUCAGAUGAGGUUAUUACGGAGAUUUGGGCAAAAAACGCCAAUGAGGACCUUCCCAUAUCGAAGUUUUAUGAUGAAGAACUGGGAAGAUGGGCUCCGGACCUAGCUAAUCUGACAUCUUGCGAGUAUUGGGAGCUUCUUCUCACAACGAGUAAAGGUCAUGUCCAUCAAAUCGGAUCAGCUCGAGAUAGCCCAAACCAAACGUGGACAUCGCUCCAUAACUCUAUGAAUGGCCUGAAACGGAUCUUUUUUGAAAACACGGAUGAUACACGAUACGGCUCUUGGAGUAUCGGUUUUUCCGAUGAGGAUUCUCAUCAUGAACCGCUAAGAACUUCUCAACUGCCUAGUGUGCUUCAAAAUCAUCAAACAGUCUUACUGCCUCAUACUUCACAUGAGACAUCAAUCAAUUGCUCUGGUGCAUCGCUUGACAAGGUCACUGAAGUGACGCCUUGCCUAAGAAAGCCCAAUAGAUUCUCCACUGUUACAAAGACGUGCGUCUCAGGGCUUUUGCUACGAUAUCAGGAUGGACACGUGGAGAGAGUGGGAGAAGCGCGUCUUGACUCUGUCAGAGCAAGUCAAAAGGUCCUUGACCCUACACAAGUCCUGCGUUUUACAGUCCAGGAGGAAGUGGUCAAAUCUUGCACUGUUAGCGCAACUGAAGAAGAUGAUGGCUCAGACACUGAAUACAUUGAUAUUCCGCUGCGUGGGAUGCUUGAGUGGUGCUUCGAUGCCGAGCAGGCAUGGAUUAGUCACGACGGAUGCCAGAUUUUCCCAAAUCCAAAAUAG
Clonostachys rhizophaga is the source of this 2067-nucleotide messenger RNA. NCBI's taxonomy places the organism in Eukaryota, Fungi, Ascomycota, Sordariomycetes, Hypocreales, Bionectriaceae. The record is from the annotation of a GenBank genome assembly.